UGAUGCAGUGUACGGUUCUUGUAGCGAUUUCUUGUGUUGUUAGAACACACGUGUAGUGGUCGGUAUUUGCAAACGUGCGGGCCGAACGACAACGAAAAAAUUAUUUUUAAUCAAACUGAUUACAAUGUGAUCGGUCCUCCCCUUUUAUAUCAUGAUGUGGAAUCUGUCCUUGAACUUCUAAGAAAACCUGAGUACAAAACCAACAUCUAUGUUCAACAGCUACUUGAACAAUACCAUCAAGCUAAAGAAAGAGAACAGCAAAUAGAAGCUCUAGGAAAUUCAAAGAAGUAUCCAUUGAUUGUUAUAGAGGGAAUGUCUGGAACAGGUAAAACCACUGUUGUAACUGCUUUAAUAAAUAAAUUAAAUGCAAAACAAAUCCAUUCUCCUCCAGAACAAGUAAAAGCAUUGCGGUGGGCAUUGCGUAAUAGUACGGAAUUGGACAUGGCUUACCAAGCCAUUGGAAACUACAUCGGAGGACUAGAAGUACAAAGCAUGCUUCAUGACUCACCCGUUGUAAUGGACAGAUACUGGCAUUCGUAUGCUGCACUUGCUAUUUCCACUGCAGUUAACAAUUAUCCAGAAAAGUACCAGUUUCCACCAAAAGGUGACAAAGUGUUUAAUUGGCCAGACGACUUACUCAAACCAGAUAUAGUUUUACUACUAAAUGUAGAUGAAGACAUCCGACAGCAGAGAUUAAACAAACGAAGAAAAGAAACUGGAGGUAUAGAAAAACCAGAGAGUUUUACCAAGUUUUUGAAAAAAUGUCCUCUCUUCCUCUCACACAUGCUUACCGCCUACAAAAGGAUGCAUAAUCCAGGAGUUGUAGUGAUAGACGGAAACCCAACGGUUGAAGAAGUUUUAAACAGUAUUUACUUAACGGUUAAGCCGCUAAUUAAGAAGAGUCGGGCAUAAAUAAAUUAUUUUUAUUGUUUAAGUAUUUAAAAACCAACAACUUGUGUUCUUCAACAUAACCAUCUUAUUUUAAAGAAAUAGGAACUACUUAAAAAUUAAAAUAGUUGUAGCUAUGGUAAGCUUUAAUUAAAGAUACAGAAAUUUGGACGAAGAUCUAACAUGGAUAGGUGACUUAAUAUUUAAAUAAAUAAACUUUUCUUUGUAUUUGUUUUUGACUAUGUAGAAGUAAUUCAUAGGCAAUUUUUUAUUUAUUAUACUUUUAUGUAUUUUGUUAUUUGUUUUCAAAAAAUAAACAUUUUUUGUAU
Messenger RNA from Diabrotica balteata, 1217 nucleotides. Lineage: Eukaryota; Metazoa; Arthropoda; Insecta; Coleoptera; Chrysomelidae. The record is from the annotation of a GenBank genome assembly.